Messenger RNA from Cylas formicarius (sweet potato weevil), 2332 nucleotides. RefSeq names its product cytochrome P450 6a2-like. The transcript is spliced from 6 exons. The record is from RefSeq and is a predicted model, not a curated record. NCBI's taxonomy places the organism in Eukaryota, Metazoa, Arthropoda, Insecta, Coleoptera, Brentidae. Bases 99 to 1664 code for a protein of 521 amino acids. Gene Ontology annotation, molecular function: monooxygenase activity; iron ion binding; oxidoreductase activity, acting on paired donors, with incorporation or reduction of molecular oxygen.
AACAUACAAAAACGCAUUACUAAAUUUCAAAUUAUCACCGGUUUGAUAUGACUUGUGUGUGAAUACGGUUUUUCAACGAUAUGGUCUUCCUUCUUUGAAUGCUGCAAGGUAGAAUAUCAUUUACGACAAUGUUCGUAAUCUUAGCCAUCAUAUUGGUUAUUCUCGUCGUGAUUUACGUAAAAUGGACGAGGAAUUAUUGGAGAAGACACAACGUACAACAACUCAGUUCUACGCACAUACUUUUUGGCGACUUCAAACCCAUCAUAUUCCAAACGCAGCCGUUAUUCGAUUAUUCUCGACAUAUUUACAAUUAUUUUAAAGAAAAAAACGUCAGAUAUGGUGGACUGUAUUCGAUUUCCAGGAAAAUAUUUUUCACUGUUGAUCCUGAAUUAGUGAAACACGUACUGGUCAAAGACUUCGAUUAUUUUAUGGAUCACGGAUUGCAGCACAACGAGCAGCUAGAGCCACUAUCUGCCAACUUGUUUAACCUGGAAGGAGCCCGAUGGAAAGCGAUGAGGCAAAAACUUACUCCGACAUUUACGUCAGGAAAAAUGAAGAUGAUGUUCCCAACAGUUAUGUCUUGUGCGGCCGGACUGAAGAACAUUAUUGAAGAACAUGCGGUAUCCCGAGAACCAAUAGAGAUCAAAGAUGUGCUCGCGAGGUUCACGACGGAUAUAAUAGGCAACUGCGCAUUCGGUAUCGAAUGCAACAGUAUGAAAGAUCCCAACUCCGAAUUCAGGAUGUUUGGGAAAAAGAUAUUUGAGAGAAGUCUGUUUCAUUCCAUUAAAGCGUCUUUGGUGCAAGCAUUUCCCCAAAGCGUGGCCACCUCUUUGGGUAUACGAAUCAUGGACCACAAUGUCGAAAAAUUCUUCCUUGACAUGGUUAUAAAUAACGCCGAGUACAGGGAGAAAAAUCAAAUAUUUCGGAAAGACUUUUUCCAGCUAAUGCUACAGUUGAAGAAUCUAGGAAAAGUCACUGACGACGAGACGAUUACUUCACCUAAUAAGUCUGGCGAAUCCUUUUUGAGUAUGAACGAGGUAGCGGCUCAAUGCUUCGUCUUUUUCGCCGGAGGAUUUGAGACGUCGUCUAACGUUAUGGCUUUCACUUUGUAUGAAUUAGCUCUCAAUCAAGAAAUACAGAGCAAAGUAAGAGAGACUGUCAACAAAGUAUUGGACGGCCACAACGGUGAAAUUACAUAUGAAUCUAUUCAAGAGAUGACAUAUUUGGAAAACGCAAUCAAUGAGGCUAUGAGAAAAUACCCAGUAUUGCCGAUACUGCCCAGAAUAUCGACCAAACGUUACAAGAUUCCAGAUAGCGACUUGGUGCUUGAGGCAGGUACCAGGGUUUGGAUACCAGUUGCUGGUUUACAUUGGGAUCCGAACAUUUAUCCGGAUCCAGAACGAUAUGAUCCAGACCGAUUCAGCGAACAAAACCAGGCCCUCAAAUCCAACCCCGUGUAUCUGCCGUUCGGAGAAGGUCCUAGACAAUGUAUUGGAUUGAGGUUUGGCAUGCUGCAAAGUAAGAUUGGACUUGCUUCCAUAUUGAGAAACUUCAAGGUCACUUUAAAUGCACAAACGGCGACCCCUCUUGCGAUCAAACCUGUUUUCCUUACUACUGCUAGAGACGACAUUUAUCUCGACUUUGAAAAAAUUGAGUUAAACUAAACUAAAAUAAUAUGUUUAGUGCAGAUAUUAUGUCCAGACUAAUACUGACCUGAAUUGGAAGAAUUUGGGUUCCAAUCUACAUGACUAUUGGACCUAUGCUCUGCUUGUGCCUAUUCUAUGUUACCACAAAGGACAACAAAAACUAAAUUCAAACCCAAAACCAGCUUAGCUAUAACGAUGAAAGAUAUAUAAAAAAAAGUAGAUCAAAUUGUAAAGCUUGCAAGAUGUAAAGAACUUCACCACAACUUUCAGGAUAAUAGUCGAAAGAUAAAAUAAAAAAAAUUGGUAAGAUUGGCUUAAAUCAACUGUUUAAAAACCGCUAUAAUUUGUUCACAGUAACUUAACUUAAAUAAGCGUUUCCUAAGAAACAGUUUUUUGAUUUCCUGUAAAAUCUGAAUUUUAGUACAUAAAUUAUUUUACCGUUACAGCCAUAAUAUGUACGGUAAAAAAUAUGUGAACUAUCUAAAGCAGCUGCUUCAAAUUAUUUUGAAAUUCUCAUCAUCAUACUGUCAAAUGCAUUUAAUACCUAUCCAAUAUUAAUUUGGGUACGAAUUUUAUCUACUCUCUCUAACUGUCAACUAUUUAAAUCCGAUUUACCUUUUUCCAAUGAGAUACGUCCCUGACAGGUCCAUUGGACUUAUUUAGCUCCGUGCACAUCCUGGCCCAAA